This is a messenger RNA of Oldenlandia corymbosa var. corymbosa, 927 nucleotides long. The record is from the annotation of a GenBank genome assembly. Lineage: Eukaryota; Viridiplantae; Streptophyta; Magnoliopsida; Gentianales; Rubiaceae.
AUGGAAGCGCAACCUGUAGAAAACACCUCCUGGGCGGCAACAACGCCGCCACAGUCUCCGGGUGUGGGUCCAGUUCAUCUCAAAGACUGCAUAGAAGAAUUGCUGAAGUUCACCCUCACUUCCUCCAUUAACGGCGAGCUCGACUUGGGCCUUUCAAAAGAUUACUGUUCUCAACUUCUGCGAGAUGAUGAUGACAACAAUCAUCCCCUUCCUCCUUCCUCCGAAGUUGAUCUUGCUAAAGGGGUUCCGAUGUACCCUCUGUAUAAGCACCUUGCAGCAUCCCUGCAUCAGUCUAUAUCUUCAGGUGCUUUUCUUCCGAUGUCGAAUCAACUGAAUUCUACUCAAGAAGACAGUUCGAUGAAGUUGAAAGAAGAUGAAUGGAUUAAGUUGAUCACAGAAAAAGGUUCUCUGUUGCUAAAUAUGUUGGCGAUAGUAGACUUUGAAUUCCAUGUUCAGGAGCCUUUCUUUACCCAGCUAAAAGAUGGAUGCAAGAUAGUUGAAGGAAGGUGCGCAGUUGGGAAAUAUAACAGAAUGCUUCCUGGAGCUCUUAUUCUGUUCAAUAAAAGUUUGCUCCUGCAAGUUCAGCAAUGCAAUCAAUAUGCUUCAUUUCAUGAUAUGCUGGAGGCAGAAGGUCUUCAAAGGGUUCUUCCAGGAGUGAAAACCGUACAAGAAGGAGUGCAAGUGUACAGGAACUUCUACUCAGAAGAGAAAGAAAGAUCAAAUGGUGUCCUUGCGAUUUGUGUUACAAAGCCAACUUCUCAGUUGUGCGAUUGCAUAGCCGGCAUAUUAUUGGGGCUGAGCUAUGGUGGUGUCCGGAGGAUGUUGAAUAUGGUCCAUACGGAGGGAACCUUUCAGGAAGGGCUUCCUCCACCAGCAUCUACCCUAGUUUCUUCAUUUUCAACUCGCCAUAACCCAUGUGUACUAUAA